Messenger RNA from Chlamydomonas reinhardtii, 10276 nucleotides. RefSeq lists its product as uncharacterized. The transcript is spliced from 4 exons. The coding region runs from base 191 to 9316 and encodes 3041 amino acids. The record is from RefSeq and is a predicted model, not a curated record. Gene Ontology annotation, molecular function: 1,3-beta-D-glucan synthase activity. Gene Ontology annotation, cellular component: plasma membrane; 1,3-beta-D-glucan synthase complex. NCBI's taxonomy places the organism in Eukaryota, Viridiplantae, Chlorophyta, Chlorophyceae, Chlamydomonadales, Chlamydomonadaceae. Gene Ontology annotation, biological process: (1->3)-beta-D-glucan biosynthetic process.
CAACCUUAACAGUCACGACGACAGCUCGGCGAACUGGCGACAGCUUGAGAAUUGCCCUGUCGCGACUUGCUACGCGCUACCGCCGUGCCAGCCCGUAUAUACACCUCCAUACGCAAAUGGACAUAAGUGGAUAGCUCAGCGUAACCUAGCCAUUCCAGCUCAGUCCGUCAACGCACCGACGUGACUGCCGAUGUCAGGAACGGAUGCUGGGCCGGGCUCAACGUCGUCGCGGGCCUCGCAGCUGCAGGAGCUACAACAACGCGCAAAAUCUCUGGAACGGCGACUUGCAGCGGCUGCUGGGCUGCACGACACCCUGUACGAGACCUCCAGCUACGAGUACCUCCCGCCCCCGCCGGGCGAGUCGCUUCUGCCACCUAAACCAGCGCGCACACAUGCAGCGGACCCAGCAGCUGGCAACGGCGGCGCGCCGCUCGGUGAUCCCUACGCCGCUUACUCCCCACUCUUCAGCAACUUCCCCAUCUACCACAGCAGGCCGCUGGGGCCAUGGGCCCCUGCCCCCUCACCAACGGGGUCAGGCGCCCUGUCCCCUCGCGGCAGCUCUGGGGGAGGUGCAAGUCCCACCAGCCAUGGGACUGGCGCCAGUAACACGACCAUCGACUGGGUUACGGCGGCACCGCUGCAGCCCCAGUCACCAUCGGCGCCACGCCCGCGGCCGUCGCAGAAACGGCAUGCAGCAGCGCUGACUGAGCCGGAGCCCAAGGUGCGUUUCCGGCAGCCGCCAGGCUCAGCUGCCGCUGUGGGGGAGGGUCGGACAUCUUCGCCCCUGGGCGCUUCCACUGGCGGUGAUGGUUCUGUUGCUGCAAGUGGGAGCAGCACGAGUGGCGUAGACGCCUUCAUCCCCAGCGCAAGCGUUGGCGGGAGCAAUAGCCCGCCACCGGUGGCAUCGGACACCGCGCGCACGCAGCACUGGCUAGAUGGCGUUCAGGCCGCCUCCGCCACCACGCUGUCGGCGGCAUUGGCAACUCCAGCAGCACAGAUGUCGCCGCCACCUGCAAGCUCAGAUUCUCCGCUGUGCCGCCUUCCUCCCAACACGUCGUAUGGGCGCGGGCCGGGCAGCACUAGCCCGCGGAGCGGAAGCGUCUCCCGCUCAUUGCACUCGGUGGGAGCUGCAGCCUCAGAGCCCAUCCACGGCCCGCAGCAGCAGUUUAAUCAAGGACAGCACCACGUGCACCUCCACCUCCAGCACCAGCAGCACCAGUGGAUGCAGCACCAGCAGCACCAGCAGCGCCAGCAAGGACUGCUGCAGCACACCGUUCAGCGGGCGGUGUGGCAUCAGGGUCAGCUCCGAAGGGUGGCGCCCCACGGAGCCCCGGCUUCCUUCUUUCCCUUCUCAUCAUCCCCCAAGUCCGCCAUCCCCUACGUCCCCGCCCUGCCGCCUCCCUCCCCCCGGCCGCUGCCCGAGUCCACGGCGGCCGUGGCGCGGCGACCCCUGGGAGACCGCAUCCAGAACACCACGUGGGCGUUGGCGCGGGCGUUUGGCUUCCAGGCCUUCAACGAGAAGCCCUCAGCCGCCCCCCACCCAGCGCACCAGCAGCAGCCACGGCAGUGGGUUCCCUCCACGGCCUUCGUCGCAGCCGACCACCUCGAGGCGCUGCUGCUGCGAAACAUCAUGCCCCGACAUCUCGCCGCCAUGAAGGGCGGCGGAGCCGGCGACCCUGCUGCGGCGGCAGGAGGAGACGAGCCGCAGCGUGAGGCGGCGUUCGCGUGCGCGGUGUGGGAGCUGCACUCGCACAUCUUCCUGUCCUACGAGGGCGCUGCUGGCUGGUGCCGGCUGCUGGGUCUGCGGCCGCGGCUUGCGGAGGUGGAGGCCGAGGUGCUGCAGGCGCCCGGCCGCACCGCCCAGGACCCUGCCGUCGUGUCGGUGCUGCUCCUGGAGCUGUGCCUGUACUUCCUGCUGUACAGCGAGGCAGCAAACUUGCGCCACACGCCCGAGCUGCUGUGGUUCCUGUUCUGGGCGGCGGCGCACAGCGACACCAUGCAGCGCCUGUGCCGCAACAGCGCCGCCCUCACGUCGCCCGCCAGCGGCCCCGGCGGGCUGCAGCUGGAGAACGCGCGGCAACGGCGACUGGCCAUGCGCAAUACGCUGCAGUCCGCGCUGUACACCGCCCAGCGCUACCUGGACCAUGACCCCGCAGCCUGCCGCCCCGAGGUCUGCGUGGAGGCUGCCACCACCCUCGCCGCCCAGCUGCCCGGCCUGCUGCCCAGGCUCAACCUCCCCGGCCCUCCCGCCUCCGCCGGGCCCUCCUCGUCCUCCUCUCCCACCAAGGGCCGCACUCGAUCUGCCGCGGACGAGCAAGACGACGCCGCGCUCUCCUGCGCCGCCAGCCGCUCCCUUUUUGUGGACCUGGCGUCAUUCGGCGACGGCGGCUUCUGGACCGAUGUGGUGGUUGCGCCGCUGUUCACGGUGCUGGCAUACGAGGUGGACGCCUGCUCCGCCGCCGGCCAGGAGUCGGCGUUUCGACUGGGCUAUGACGACGUGAAUGAAUCGCUGUGCCGGCGUGACGUGCUGAGCAGGCUGCUGGCGGAGCUGGGCGUGCAGCAGGCGGACGCAGCAGCCGGCACCGUGCACGGAGCGCUCGACGCAAUCACACGACUCGGCUACCCGCCGUCGGUUGCUGUUGGCGGCGCCGCUGUUGCCACGGGCCCCGACGGCACCGUCCCGCCUGCCGACGCCGACGCUCACGGUCACAGUCACCUGCGCCGCCGCCACAACCGCUCCUCUGGCGGCGGCGCCAGCCCCACCUUCGCCAACUCCGCCACUCCCGCCAUCUCCUCCUCUUCCCACCUGGACCUUCGUGCCUUUGACGUGGAUGCCGCCGCCGCGUUCUGGCUGGACCGCGUCUUCAUUAAGACCCACCGCGAGCGGCGCAGCUGGUCCGCCAUCUUCCGCGCCUUCUACCGCGUCUUCAGCCUGCAGCUGGUGCUUCUGCACCUGACCAUCGCGCAUGCCUUCGCGCCCUUUGACCUGGCGGUGCUGUCCAGCGCCGUGGUCACGCACGCGCUGGUGCAGGCGGCCGAGCGCGCCGCCAAUUGGUGGCUCAGCCGCGGCACACACGACCCACUGCAGCGGGCCAAGGCACGGGAGAGCUGGGUCAGCGCAUCGCCUGAGAAGCUCAUGGCCGCGCACCUCGCCAAGACCAAAGCCGGCAAGAAGGGCAAGCAGGCUCAGGAGGCUGGGGAGGACGUGGAGGCAAGCGGCGGCAGCAGCGGCACUGCCGCAGAGCAGCAGCAGUCGGCGGCGGCGGCAGGAGCUGCAGGCGGCAGCCGUCUGACAGAUGCGGAGGCGGUGGCGGCGCGACUGGAACGCCGCCGCGCCGUUGCCGUGGAGGGCGCCCCCGUGUGGGGCGUGUGCGGCUGGCUGGAGUGGGUAAUAGUGGCUGCGGGCAUUACCGGCCUGUUUGCGCUGCAGCACAUCGGCCCGCCCGCCCUGGCAGUCAUGGCCAAGAGCUAUUGGCCGUUCGCGGUGGCCGGAUACGCGGUGGCGGUGGUUGGGCACGGUCUCGCCACCGGUCGCGACGGCUACAGCAUCUCGCUCAGCUCGGCGCUGCGGCUGCCGGCUGCGCUCCGUGCCUCCAGCGCCCGGCCCCGCGCCGAAUGCUGGCUCCCCGGGCACCUGGGUGUGGGCUGGCGCGCGGCCUUGCUGACCGCCCUGUUCUGGCUGCAAGUGCUUGGUGCCAAGCUGGCGUUCGACUACUUUAUCAUCAUGCGGCCCAUGGCGGGCCAGGUGCGCUUCAUCCUGCACCGCAACUGGCUGGGCUGCCCCGCCGCGCAGACGCACUACCGGCUGUUUGGGGCCAUGGCGCUGCCGCUGGCGUGCGCGGAUGGCGACUGGCUGUUGGUGGUGCUGCGCGUGGCGCCGUUCGUGCUGGUGUGUCUGGUGGACACGCAGAUCUUCUACCAGCUGGUGCUCAUGGCGUGGGGCCUGGUGCAGGGGCUGCAGGCCAUGAACCUGGGCAUCGCCGGAAGCUGGGAGGCGCUGGUGGCGGAGUUCCACCGCGCGCCGGUGCGCUGGUGGGCGCGAUGCAUGAGCGCGGCUGGAAACCAGGCGGCCAGGGCGGCGGCCGCGGCCUCCGUGGCGCGGCGGCAGCACGCAAUCACAGGCAUCGGCAGCAGCAGCGCUGCCGCAGCCGGCGGGGCCCGCGGCUCAGAGGGCAGGACGGACGAUGAGUACGGCAGCAGUAGCGGCGGCGACGAUGACGGCGACAACUCGGAGUACGACAGCGAGUUUGAGUACGGCAGUGUGUACGGCGGCGCCGGCAGUAGCAAGCGGGGUGGGCUGUUCGGGCGCCGCAGCGGGUCCGCAAGUAGCCUCCACAGCAGCAGCCUGCACGAUUGCGCCCCUUCGCCAGGGCCCUUCGACCGUCGCCCGGGCACGGCAGGCGUGGCUGGGCCGCAGCGGGGCCCACGGCCCUCCCGGCCGCCGCACCGCCGCUCGCCCUCGCCCGCACCCUCGGCCGCCCUCGCUGCUGCGGCCUCUUCUAGCGGCACACCCACGUCGGCAGACGCCACCUCUGCGGACCCCUCCGCAGAGACCAUUGUCGGGCGCAAUGACAGGAAGAGGAACAGAGACGGCAAGGGUAAGGCCAAGGGCGGCAAGGCGCGUGACGCCGGCACAGCCGCCGAGCUAGUUGCGAUGCUGAGCGGCCAGGGCGAGGAGCAGAUCGCGCAGUGGAUGGCGUUCGCUGUGGCAUGGGACGCUGUGGUCGAGGACCUGCGCCGCGCGGACCUCAUCAGCGACCGCGAGCAAGACAACCUCAUGUUCACUCGCCUGCCCGCCGCCGCCACGCUCCUCACCGCGGCGCUGCCGCCUACAGCUGCCGGCACGGCGCUGGCGGCGGCCGGCUUCAGUCCUGACUCGCCGUCUGCGGCGGCCGCGGCGCCUGGCCGCGGCAGUGACUCCGUCUCCGGCGACUCCGUUGGCGCUGGCAGCAGUGGCGGUAGCAGCAACAGCACUGCGGCUGGCGGCGGCCCCUCAAGCAGCCGUCCGCUGCGCCCCAUCCUGCUCCCCGCAUUCUUCUAUGCGGGUCAGGUGCAGCGGGCGGUGGACUCGGGCGCUGCCUCGCCGGCCCAGGCGCUUGUGCUUGGCGAGCUGCGUUCGGCGCUGGUGUGGCUGGGCUGCCAGCUGCGGCUGCUGGACGGCCGCACGGCGGCGGUGCUGUUGGACGCGCCCAGCUGCAGCGCAGCCAUCGACCCCGCUCACGGCCGCGCGAGGGAGGCGGGUCUGGCGGCGCUGCGGCGGCUGGCGGCGGCUCUGACGGGCCUCAGCGAGCCGCUGCCGGCUGCGGGCAGCGGCACUGUGGGCGAGGCUUUGCGGCGGCGUCACGGCCUGGCGUCUGAGGCUCAGGCGGCUCUGGAUGACGUCUUGGUGGUGGUGGAGGUGGAGGCGCGGGCGGUCAUCAAGUCGCAACUGGCCGCCAGCCGCAAGGGCAGCAAGAAGGGCGGACGCAAGGACAAGACUGCCGCCGCUGUCACCGGCCCUGACGCGCAGCCGGCGCCGGCCGAGGGUGCUAAAGCUGCAUCCGCAGAGGAGGCUGCAGCCGCUGCUGCUGACCCGCAAGUCGCCGCCCUGGAGGUCCUGCAGACAGUGGAGUCCCUGCGGACCCAGCUGAAACAGCACCCGGCGUGGCUGGCGGGUGCGCUGGCGCUGCUGCAUCCGGAGGGCCGUGGCUGCGGUGACGUGCACCUGCCGUCCGCCUCCUCCCUGUCCUCCGCCGCCGCCAGCCCCGGUUCUGGUGACCGCGUGCUGCACGUGUCUGUGGAGCUGCCUCUGCUGCGGCGUGUGCUGGGCGUGGUGUCCAAGAUGCUGAGCCUGUCGUCCGCCGCCGCGCAGCCCUCCGGCGCCGAGGCCCGCCGCAUCCUCAGCUUCUUCGUAACCUCCCUGGCCAACCGCCAGCUGGGCCGACCCGACACCGUGGCUGCCACGCCAUCCUGGACCGUGCUCACGCCGCUGUACGCCGAGGACGUCCUCUUCCCACUCGAGGCACGUGCCACCGCCGAGGCACUGGGCCUGCCUAUGCCACGUGGCGACCCAGCCGCUGCCGCCGCCUCCGACACCGCACCCCACCCCUCGUCGCACGUUUCGUCACCAGCCGGCACCGGCGCCCUGCCCGACCUCCUGACUGAGACCGAGGAGCGCGUGAGUCUCAUGGCCUACCUCCGCUCCAUGUUCCCCAAGGACUGGGAGAACUUCAAGGAGCGACUGGGUGCGGAGCUGGGCGGAGUGCAGCUGGCCGCAGCCACCGAGGCCGACUUUGCGGCGGGCGGCCCCUUGGCGGAACACGGCCUGGCUCUGCAGCUGUGGGCGAGCUACCGCGGGCAGCUGCUAGCACGCACGGUGCGCGGCAUGGCGGCGUAUGGCAGCGCGCUGAGGGUGCUGGCGGCGCUGGAGGCCCCGCGGCCGCCCUGCAGCAGCCGGCGCCAGCACGCUGCGGAGGUGGAGGACGUGGUGGGCGGCAAGUUCUGCCACGUGGUCGCGAGCCAGCUGUACGGACGGCACCGCCGCUCACCACACCUGCGCGAGCGCUGGCUGGCAGAGAGCACGGACGUGCUGCUUCAGGCCAACCCGCACAUGCGUGUGUCCUACCUGGACGUCGUGCACCAGGGCCCCAAGCAGGGCAAGGGCCAGCAGCACCAGCAGCAGCUGCAGCUGCCGCAGCACUUUGCGGUGCUGAUCCGGGGCCGGCAGCCAGGCAGCGAGGGCCGCUGGGAGAGCUUUCAAUCGCACGGCGGAGCCGGGAGUGAUGCUGGCGGCGUGACGGCGGGCGGCGCUGUGCGCGGCGCGAGCAGGGGCAGGACUGAGGAGCUUUACCGCGUGCGGCUGCCCACCAACCGCUUCUCCUCUCGCGGCGUCAUCCUCGGCGAGGGCAAGCCCGAGAACCAGAACCACGCCGUCAUCUUCUGCUUCGGCGAGGCGCUGCAGACCAUCGACAUGAACCAAGACAACGCGCUGGCGGAGGCGCUCAAAAUGAGGAACCUGCUGAAGGAGCUGCGGCCGGAGGCAGUGAGCCGCCCGGCGCAGAAGGCCGCGGCGGCGCUGCAGGAGGCGGUGGCGCUGGCGGCGGCCGAUGGGCUGCCGGCAUCACACCGCGUCGGCAGCGCCACCAGCAGCAGUGCGGACACUGGCGGGCCCUCAGGCGCCGCAGCGGCCUCCGGAGCGGUCGCCCUGCCCGCUGCGUCCGAGUACCGGCGGCUGCUGAGUGAGCUGCGCAACGCCGAGCGGCCCGUGGCGGUUGCGGGCUUCCGGGAGUGGAUCUUCAGCGACAAGGCGGGGGCGCUGGGUGCGUUCGCCGCCAGCGCCGAAUUCGCGUUCGGGACCAUCGUGCAGCGGACCAUGGCCUACCCCGCCGCCGUGCGCCUGCACUACGGCCACCCCGACCUCUUCAACAAGAUCUUCGUAAUGACGCGGGGCGGGCUGUCCAAGGCCACUCGGCAGCUGCACGUGUCUGAGGACAUCUUUGGCGGCAUGAAUCAUACACUGCGCGGUGGCCAGAUCAAGUACCGCGAGUACAUCAGCUGCGGCAAGGGCCGUGACAUGGGCUUUGACUCCAUCAACGCCUUCGAGGCCAAGAUCAGUUCGGGAUUUGGCGAGGUGUCCCUCAGUCGCGACCUGCUGCGCCUGGCCACCCGCGUGGACCUGUGGCGCUGCCUGCACCUGUACCACUCGCUGGUGGGGAACUACAUCAACACCUGGCUCGUCAUGGGCUCAGUCUACGCACACAUCUACGCGCUCGUCUUCUUCGCGCUGGCCCAGGCCGCCGUCUACCGCGUCUUCGUCUACUACCCCUCCCCGCCGCCGCCGCCGCCCGGAACGCCGCUGGUGCCCGUGGGCCCGGCCGGCGCGCCGCCGCCGCCCGCCGGCACGCUGAAGGAGGUCCUUGCGUACGACACGAUCCGUGUGGAGCACGUGCUGCAGCUGGGCCUGCUGUCGCUGCUGCCGUACAUUGCGGAGGUGGCGCUGGAGCAGGGGCUGGUGCGCGCGCUGCUGGCGGCGCUCGCGCAGCUGGUCAGCGGCUCCUUCAGCUUCUUCAUCUUCAAGCAGCAGACCACCGCCGCCUCGCUGCACUCCUCAGUCAUGUACGGAGGAGCCUCCUACAUCGCCACCGGCCGCGGCUUCUCCAUCACGUCCUCAUCCUUCCUCAACCUCUUCGCAAACUACGGUCGCUCGCACAUGGCUCUGGGCUUUGAGCUGGCAGCGCUGGCCAUUGCGCUGGCAGCCACAAACGACUGCGCGCGCUGCUCGUACGGCGGGCUGACGUGGGGCACGUGGCUGGCGGCGGUGAGCCUGGUGUUUGCGCCGUGCUGGUUCAACCCCAUGGCUUUCUCGCCCGCCAAGGUGCGGCGCGACAUGCACGCCUUCGCCGCCUGGCUGCGUGGCGAGGUGGACAAGGAGCUGGGCUGCACCUGGGCGCAGUGGCACAGGCGGCAGCUGGCGCCGGCGCGCGGCGAGGCGGCGGCGGGCGGCGGUCAGACCGACCGGUGGCUCAACGUGCUCCAAAACCUGAUGCUGCGCGCAUUCCCGCCCGCGCUGCUGACGGUGGCGGCAGCCUCCCGGCUCAACCUGCGCCUAGACAAGCUGCCUGGACUGCCGGCGCCGCUGCGAAGCGCCUCGGCCCUGUUCCUGAUCGCAAGCGCUGGGCUGUGGGCGGUUCUGAUCUCGGCAAUGGGCGCGUCCCGGCGCUUUGCGGCGCUGUCGGACCGGCGGCGCUGGCGUCUGUGGUCGUUCUGGGUGGGUGUCUCCGGCGUGUCGUGCGCCGUGCUGUUUCUGGUGGGCCUGUCCCGCUGGUACUCGGGCUCGGGCCUCAGCAACCUGUGCCUCCUGGUCUACGCCAACGCGCUCCUGGCCACGGCCGUGCACCGCGGACUGGAGGCCGUGGCACCGCGCUCCUGGACCGGCGCGCGGCGGCUGGUGGACGGCGGCCACAUGCUGCUGGACUGCUGCGUGGGCUGGGCCGUGCUGGGCAUGCUGGGCGCGCUGAGCCUGCUGGGCUUCGUGGGGCGCGUGCAGACCAUGCUGCUCUUCAACGUGACUUUUGCGCGCUCCGUCAAGCGGGGCAGCCUGGUCAAGACCAUCGGCACCGCCAAGACGGGCGGCGGGCAGCAGCAGGGCACCACCGCCAUUGUGGGGAUGGUGCUGGAUCAGGGAGAUGCGGCCGGGGCACAUGUGGGCGAGGCGGAAGCGGAGGUUGCGGGCGGGGGUGCCGCGGGUGCGGGCGGCAGGACGUCGGCGGUGGCGGUGGCUGGGCGGAGGCUUAGGACUGGUGGCAGGCGCGGCAGCAUUGGGCCGGACCGCGUGUGAGGCGGCUAGCAGUAAAACCGAGCUCCCAAUUGUUAGUUGUACAUACAGUAAGCAACGGUCAGGAGCAUUGCCGGGUAGGGUGGCACACCGGUUGCAAAUGGUAUAAACACCAAGCACAUUGAUCCAUGUACAUGCAGGCUGUGACGUAAAUGCCUAAUCACUACUUCAUCCAACAUUCGUGUGAGGGUUCGGGUGGCAAGCAGUUUCCCUGCAUCUGGGGUGAUGUUCCAGUAUCAUAUUGUUGAGUGCCUGGUAGUGCGCGAAUCUGUUUGCUUGCCAAAGACUAUGCACAUUCCCUUUGUGAUCUUCAUGCACGCAACUCAUGUGUGGGGGCUUAACAUGUUAUGGCUGGGGUAGGUUGUUGCAGGUAUGCAUGGCAACGGUGCGUUAUGUUGGCGGGGUGUGCGGUGUGUAUUGAUGUGUUUUGAUGUGUUACUGGUUGCAGGGUAGUGUAAUACUAGAGGUCCAAAACUGCACCGUUACAAGUAGCAUUUGGGGUGCAGGGCGGCGUAGUGCUUACUGAAUGCCGCGAUUGCAGCAGGGGGCCGGGGGCGGGCCGGAAGGGACUACCAUUGAAGAACGCAUACGGUGUGGCGUGGCUGAAGGGCCUAGCUAAUCACCGACUGCAACACUUUGCGGCGGCGUCCCGCGCAAAUGAAGCAGCCUGCCUCGGUGCGACAAGGUAAGAGCUUUGUGAUUGUGGCAUUCCACCAUAGUGCGCGAUGUACGUGAAUAUGAACUAAAGAUGCGUCAUGGACGAGAAGGCAGGUAGACAUUGGCGGAGACAGCUUCAUUAUUGACAGGAUAACCAUCAAGUGACCCGCGUAUGGAGUAGCUAGCGGAUUGGAGAGGUGCUGACUGGUGAGCGGCUGCAAGGCUGCGUCUCACGCGAAGUAAGCCACCGCGUGUCGGUGUGUGCUUUCUGCCGACUGUGCACACCAGGAUUAAGUUAUCAUCAUG